UCACCGCGGGAAGGGACCUCGCAGGCACAAGCAGGACCCUCUGGAGGAGCCCCCACCUCUUAUCAUGGGCCCCUGUCCCGGCGCCCUGCUCCUCCUGCUCCUCCUGGGCCAGGCCACGGCUGCACUGGCUCCGGGCUCCCUGCCCGCCUUCCUGCCCUGUGAGCUGGAGGCCCCCCACAAGGUCAACUGCGCGUGGCUGUUCCUGACGGCUGUGCCCCGCUUCUCGGCGACCGACCCCCAAGGCAACGUGACCGACCUCUCCUUGCGCUGCAACCGCAUCCGCCACCUCCACAACCGGGACUUCGCCUCCCUGUCCGGCCUGAAGCGGCUGGACCUCAAGUGGAACUGCCCGCCCAGCAGCCUCAGCACCAUGCACUGGGCCUGCCACAUGACCAUCGAGCCCCACACCUUCCUGUCCGUGCCCACCCUGGAGGACCUGAACCUGAGCUACAACAACAUCACGGCCGUGCCCGCCCUGCCCCGCUCCCUCAGGAACCUGUCCCUGAGCCACACCAACAUCCUGGCGAUCGACCCCUCCAGCUUCGGGCGCCUGCACGCCCUGAGACACCUGUACAUGGACGGCAACUGCUACUACAAGAACCCCUGCGGCCAGGCCGUGCAGCUGGCCCCGGGCGCCCUCCUGGGCCUGCGCAACCUCGUCCACCUGUCGCUCAAGUACAACAACCUCACGGCGGUGCCCCACCGCCUGCCCCCCAGCCUGCACACCCUGCUGCUCUCCUACAACCGCAUCACCUCCCUGGCGCCCAAGGACCUGGCCAACCUCACCGCGCUGCGCGUGCUGGACGUGGGCGGAAACUGCCGCCGGUGCGACCACGCCCCCAACCCCUGCGUGGAGUGCCCCUACAGGUCCCUCAAGCUGCACCCCAACACGUUCAGCCACCUGAGACACCUGCAGGGCCUGGUGCUGAGUGACAGUUCUCUCUACACCCUGGACGCCAGGUGGUUCAGCCGCCUGAAGAACCUCUCCGUGCUGGACCUGAGUGAGAACUUCCUGUACAAUUGCAUCUCCAAAACCACGGUCUUCCGGAACCUGACGACGCUGCGCAAACUCAACCUGGCCUUCAAUUACCGUAAGGGGAUAUCCUACGCCCACCUGUGGCUGGCGGAAUCCUUCCGCAGCCUGACCGCCUUGCAGCAGCUGGACAUGACCGGCAUCUUCUUCCGCUCGCUCGACAAUGGCACGCUCUGGCCGCUGACCCGCCUGCCCGCACUACAGAACCUGAAUUUGCAGAUGAAUUUCAUCAACAAGGCCAACCUCAGCCUCUUCCAGGAGUUCCCACACCUACGCCAGGUGGACCUGUCCGACAACCGCAUCAGCGGGAUGACGGGGUCGGCUGGGUGGGCGGGGUCCACGGGGUCCGUGGCCUCCGCGGCGAGGGCCCGUGCCGAGGAGGAAGUCUGGCCGUUGCCCAGGAACCUCUCUCCAGGCCCCCAGGACUCCCGCGGCUCUGAGGACUUCAUGCCCAGCUGCAAGACCUUCAACUUCACCUUGGAUCUGUCCCGGAACAACCUGGUGACCGUGCGCUCUGAGAUGUUUGCCGGGCUGUCGCACCUGCAGUGCCUGCGCCUGAGUCGCAACAGCAUCUCACAGGCGGUCAACGGCUCCCAGUUCGCGCCGCUGACCAGCCUGCGGGUGCUGGACCUGUCCCACAACAACCUGGACCUCUACCACGGGAACUCGUUCACGGAGCUGCCCCAGCUGGAGGCCCUGGACCUCAGCGACAACAGCGAGUCCUUCCGCAUGCAGGGCGUGGGCCACAACCUCAGCUUCGUGGCCCGGCUGCCCAACCUGCGCUACCUGAGCCUGGCGCAGAACGCCAUCUGCAGCCGCGUGUCCCCGCAGCUGAGCAGCGCCUCGCUGGUGGCCCUGGACUUCAGCGGCAACUCCCUGAACCUCAUGUGGAAGGAGGGAGACCUCUACCUCCACUUCUUCCGGGAGCUGAGAGGGCUGCUGCGCCUGGACCUGUCCCAGAACCACCUGCACGCCUUCCUGCCGCACACCGUGGGCAGCCUCCCCAAGAGCCUGCAGCUGCUGCGUCUCCGCGACAACUACCUGGCCUACUUCAACUGGAGCAGCCUGACCCUGCUGCCCAACCUGGAAGUGCUGGACCUGGCGGGGAACCAGCUGAAGGGCCUGACCAACGGCAGCCUCCCUGCCGGCACCGAGCUCCGGAAGCUGGACGUCAGCCGCAACAAGAUCAACUUCGUGGACCUCGGCUUCUUCGCCCCCGCCACAAGGCUGCAGGUGCUCAACCUGAGCGCCAACGCCCUCAAGACCGUGGAGCCCACCUGGUUCGGCGCCCGCGCGGCCACCCUGAGGGUGCUGGACGUGCGGAGCAACCCCCUGCACUGCGCCUGCGGGGCGACCUUCGUGGACUUCCUGCUGCAGGUGCAGGCGGCUGUGCCCGGGCUGUCCAACCAGGUCGCCUGCGGCAGCCCCACGCAGCUGCGGGGCCGCAGCAUCUUCGAGCAGGACCUGCGCCUGUGUCUGGACGAGGCUCUGUCCUGGGUCUGCUUCAGCGCCACCCUGCUGCUCGUGCUCCUGGUGCUGGCCCUGGCCCUGCUGAAGCACCUGUGCGGCUGGGACCUCUGGUACUGCUUCUACCUGGGCCUGGCCUGGCUGCCCCGGUGGGGGCGCCGGCCGGGCGCGGCCGCCCUGGACUACGACGCCUUCGUGGUCUUCAACAAGGCGGACGGCGCCGUGGCCGACUGGGUGUACAACGAGCUGCGGGUGCAGCUGGAGGAGCGCCGCGGGCGCCAGGCGCUGCACCUGUGUCUGGAGGAGCGGGACUGGCUCCCGGGCAAGACGCUCUUCGAGAACCUGUGGGCCUCGGUCUACAGCAGCCGCAAGACGCUGUUCGUGCUGGACCGCACGGACCGGGUCAGCGGCCUCCUGCGCGCCAGCUUCCUGCUGGCCCAGCAGCGCCUGCUGGAGGACCAGAAGGACGUGGUGGUGCUGGUCAUCCUGAACCCCAACGCCCGCAGCUCCCGCUACGUGCGGCUCCGCCAGCGCCUCUGCCGCCAGAGCGUCCUCCUCUGGCCCCACCAGCCCAGCGGCCAGGGCAUGUUCUGGGCCCAGCUGGGCACGGCCCUGACCAGGGACAACCACCACUUCUACAACCGGAACUUCUGCCGGGGACCCACGACGGCCUAGUGCCAUGGGGGCAGGGGGGAAGCCAGCACACCCCAGCCCCGCCCACCGUGCCCUCUGCCUGGGAUACCCCAGCCUGCCUUGCUCUGCAGAGGGGCUGCUGGGGGGGGCCCUCACCCCCACCCCCGGCAUACAGCAGGCACUCAAUAAAUGCU
Messenger RNA from Phyllostomus hastatus (greater spear-nosed bat), 3327 nucleotides. It is a transcript of the gene TLR9, whose product is annotated as toll like receptor 9. Gene Ontology annotation, biological process: toll-like receptor signaling pathway; defense response to virus; positive regulation of interleukin-6 production. The record is from RefSeq and is a predicted model, not a curated record. Bases 65 to 3175 code for a protein of 1036 amino acids. Lineage: Eukaryota; Metazoa; Chordata; Mammalia; Chiroptera; Phyllostomidae. Gene Ontology annotation, molecular function: protein binding; pattern recognition receptor activity. The transcript is spliced from 3 exons. Gene Ontology annotation, cellular component: plasma membrane.